UAGCUUUUUCAUAUUUGGAGUCUGACACUUGGCGGCGCUGGACGCUGAUUUUGAGCUGUUAGUUUGGAUGCCGAGUACAGGUAGAUAGACAUCCAAACAAGAGUUACAUUUGCACGCUCUUUAGCAUCGGUUUCGUUAUCUGUUUUCGAAUGGUUACUGUUUUGAAAAGUGCUAACGAUGUAAAUUGUGUGCUCUGAACGGAUUUCGAUUUGGAUCCUUUUUAAAAAACAAUUGACAACACGUUUUUGAUUCAUAUGCAACAUUUGUGCGGGAAUUAAACAGUUCCCUCCGGCUUUUAUUCUUUUUCUUUUUUUUUAAGUGUGUUUUGUGUUCGAAAGUUAUUUUAUUUCGACAAUCUACGUCUAUGUGAAAUUUGAUGGCAGGAUUAACGUUCGAGAAAUUUAGAGAGAUUGGUCCAGUAUGAACGAUAUCUCACUCUCUUGGCCGAGCAGACCGCCUCCGAUCAUCCCGACUACAGCGACAUCUGCCGAACGGCCAAUAAAGCAGCAGCUAUGGUGAAGAGAGCUGGCAAUGGGCGGGAAGAAUCGGACUUGGAUCGAAUUCAGGAUCUGUUUCCUAGUGAUCAUCUGCGGUUACACGAACGAGAUCCCUUGUCACCGCGUAAAGGUUUGAUGCGAUCCAAGUCUUCGGCCGCUUCCAAAAUACAGAGGGCUUUGCCAGGAAAAUCGAAAACCAGCAACGGAGAAAUGCCCACUAGUCCUAGCCGGCCGGAAGCGGUCUCUUUCCAACGAAAGCACUUGUGGGGCGAUGACAACUUCCGGGUCUUCAUCAUGGAGUGUCCGGUUCAUUUUGCUAUGGGUGUGCAGAAGCAAGAUAGACAUCUGUUUUUGUUCAAUGACCUCUUGCUAGUUGCCAAAUCAAGAUCGAAUGGAACUUACAAACUGAAAGAGAAGAUACCGAUGAGUGAGAUGUGGUUAUCGCAAUGUCUGAGUGAUGUUUGUGAGACGGUUAAGUCGCCAGCCACUUCGUUUGUCAUCGGUUGGCCCACUACGAACGUUGUUGUCACUUUCAGUUCUCUGAAGACAAAGGAUUUGUGGCAACAGAAACUCAUACAGUUAAUUGAAGAAUCAAAAGAAAAGGAAGGAAAAUCCCAAACAUCGAUUCAAAUUUCUUUUCGCAGUCCAGACACUGGUGAAGAAAUUUGUAAAACUAUCAAAGUUGACAAUAGACUUACAGUACAAGAUUGCAUUAAAUUGGUUCUUCAGCAGCUUGGUUAUUCUGAAAAUGGAAUAAAAGAUUAUAAAUUAUGGGUUAAAACUGGAAAAGAUGAUGCUCCAUAUCCACUUAUAGGUCAUGAAUAUCCCUUCAGUAUAAAAAUGAAUUUUAUUCGAGAUUUAUUGAGGCAGUCCGAGUUGGAUCUCCGGAAUUUAAGCAACAUCAGCACUGAUUCUAAAUGUUAUUUUAUUCUUCGCAGAAACACGCUGAACUCCUCAAUUAGAGUUGAUCCAAGACUGCAAAAGAAAAGAAAAAAGCAUCGUCGCCCUCAUCAUAAAAUCAAUUGGCUGUUUAGGCGUCCUGCUGCCAAGCAUGAUUCAGUGGACAGUGGUAAUAGUAGCCCACCUCCUCAUAGCUUAUUUGGUUUAUCUUUGUGGAAAUUAUGUCCAAAUAAUACUAUUCCAAAACCUAUUAUGUCUAUGCUGGUGCAGCUGUUCUUGCAAGGCCCAUUUACCGUAGGCAUCUUUCGCAAAUCAGCGAAUGCAAGAGCAUGCAGAGAGUUGAAAGAGAAAUUGGAAGCCGAUCCUGAUUGUGAGAUGAGAAAUGUCCCUAUCAUUGUACUUUCUUCUGUUUUUAAGGAAUUUCUCAGGAGCCUUCCAGAUUGCCUUCUUCAGUCUGAUCUGUACAAACAUUGGUUACAGGCUGUUUCUUAUGAAUCUGAGUGGGAAUGUAAAAAACGUGUGUUAAGUUUAUUGGCACAAUUACCUCCUCCUAAUAUUCGCCUUCUCCAGUAUGUUCUGUGUAUGCUGUGGCACAUUUCUCAGCAUUCAGCAGAGAAUAAAAUGUCUUCUAUGAACUUGGCUGUAUGCAUUGGACCAACACUUCUCAACCCAGGAAAAUUCCAGUCUCCUGUGUUGGAACAAGAGGAUGUGGCUAAAAGGGUUCCUAAAACAGUUGCUUUUCUGAUUGACCAUUGCGCUGAAUUAUUUGGAGAUCAAGUGUUACAGCUUCUUGGUUCAUUUCCAGAAAGAGAUGGUUCCAGACAAGAUUCAGGUGCAGAAGAAUCUGACAGUUUACACAGUCUUCAUGACCUUGCAAGUCAAUACAGAAGAGAUGAUUCAUCAAUUGACAGCUUAGACCGUGACUUUCUCGAUGAGAUAGAACCUAGUCCUAAACUGCCAUGCAAAAGCAAAAUGUCUCUCACAAAUCUGAGUCGGGAUUCUGGUCUUACUCUUAGUGAUACUCAGUUAUAUACUCCAGAGGAAGAGGCUGAAAGUGAAUCAUCUAGUGCAGAUAGCAGACGAGGAAACACUGCAGCAUUAACCAAAAGUGUUCCCCAUUUAGAUACAGCUGGAUUGGACUGCAAUACUGCAUCAUAUGGUAAAAAUGCCGGUGUAAGCAUCGAUGGCUCUUGCCACGAUGUUGUGCGUAAAAGACGACAGGGCAUGGAAGCUCACAGGACGAAAUCUCUUGUUGCCGGUUCAUCUUAUCAGCAUGCAGACUAUCACUAUGAAGAAAGUACACACUUGCCUUUGCAAUUAUCUCAGUCUUACAGUUAUAGUAUGCAACAAGAUCUCAUGGAUAGAGGAUACGAUAAUUUUGUGCGCAAUUAUCACAAUCCUGUAAGGAGGCGGGAUGUUCGAGGACGUUCGGCUACUCAGAGACCAAUUGUGUCAACAGUAGAGUCAGUGGACAAUUAUGUAGAAGGAACUUUACGCAGAAGUGCUUCAGAAGAAAGCUUAUUGCAAAAAUAUGGUAACUCAUCAGCUCCCAAAAGAGUUUUAACACAGAGAAAACGAAGGGCACCUUCUCCUCCUGCCCAAAAAGGUACAGUUUCUGCUCCAUGUAGUACCAAAAAGACUGAUAACUCUAUGAAUAAUCUCGCUCGUGAAUUAUCCAGUUGCUCUGUAAGUAGGGCGCCAGACAGGCAUGCUGUAUGGUUUGCAACACAUUCUAGGCGAACUGACUGGAAAAGAAGUCAGUCAACAUCCAAGAUCGAUGAGAUCGAUCAAGCUCACGAUUCGAGUACAUUAUCACUUGUUUCUAGUGAAGACAGUACACCACAAGUUUCACGUAGUAAUAGCAGAGUUCAAGAACUGAGUUCAAAAUCUCAUGGUGAUUUGUAUAAUAUGUACUAUAGUCCACCUAGAGUGAACAGUAUUUGCAGUUCUACUUCAGAUGGUAGCCAACAAUCUCACCAUUCUCGUUGUUCACAAUCCUCCAUAAAAUCGAAUAGUUCGCACAGGUCUCAGAGGUCAAGUUGUUCUUUAAGCAGUUCUCCUGCCAAACCAUGCGAACCCCCCAGUUAUCUAGAAGCUAUAAACCGACAGACAAUGCUUAAACACAUGCAGCAGCCAAAUGCUAAACAAGUUACCGAAGAAAUGAGGGUAGAGCAAAUGUCACUGAGUGCUAAAGCUCGAGAGUUAUACGAAAACUCUGUUCGAAUGUACUCACAACAGAUCCCCGAUACAGAAGAGACUCACAGGGCUGUCCCUGCUAAUGUAGAUUGUGUAGAUGGUAUUCAUAAGGCAUCUAUAUCUGUGAAAUCAACACAAACUUCUCCCAGAGCAGGUAGCCAAGAUGGAGCACAUCCUAGAUUGAGGCAUUUACCACCGGUGCAUGUGACUGAUGCUCAGCUGAGUAGAGUAAGAAACUUCCAUAUCAGGCCAAGGCAUACAAGGGAAGUACUACCCGAGGAACUCCGAAAAGAAAUAAAUUGGAGUGUUGCUCAGCUGCGUGACUUGUUUAAUGCCAGAAUGCAGGAAAGUAAACCUUGCACUUUUCAAGGAACCUUCUUAGAAAAGAGUGAAGAAAUGGGCAGCGGCAGACAUCCCAGACGCAUGGGCCAGCAACAGCACACACGUAGUCGAAGUCUGAGUACAAGGAGUGAAGAGGAAUCUUUUGUCUAAGUCUGACUUUGAAAAAAAUGAAUCACUAAAUGUAGAAAAUUUUUCAUUUUAUUUUAACAGUCCUUUCUGGAAAAGUUCUCUCAACAGAAAGUAGCCAUUCAUUUCAUGUAUAAGAUUCAAUAACAAAUAAUUUGGAGUGGAUAUAUACAUCCCAUUACUUCUACAUUUAGUGAUUCAGUUAUGUACAUAGUCCCUUUCUCCUCAGGUUUGAAUCUAUAAAGACCAAAAGUUUAAUGUGUGUUCAUUGUACAUUUUCACUGGUGUAACAUUUUAACAAUAUUAUGCAUUUAUUUACUAAAGAUUGUGCAAUGUGUUGUCAUGAGACUACUCCCUUUUGUAAAUAAGAAGUCCUAGCCUUUUUUGUAAGAUAAUGGAAAAUUGCAUGAUUUACUGCUGCUUCCACCCUAGUCCAAGUCCGGACUUCCUCUCUAAAAUUAUCUAUAAAUAUAGUUUCUGUAUUUAAUUAAUUACCCUGUCUUCUCUUUGUUGCAUUAACAUUUGAAGAUCAGUUUUCUUGCCCUGCGUAAGAUGCCAAUUUUGAAGCUCAUUUUUUUUGUACAUUUAUUGUAUACAAUUUUUUUUCUAUAAAAUUAAAAAAAAUAUAUUCUAGAA
Molecule: messenger RNA, 4697 nt
Organism: Stegodyphus dumicola
Lineage: Eukaryota; Metazoa; Arthropoda; Arachnida; Araneae; Eresidae
Biological process (GO): regulation of Rho protein signal transduction; signal transduction
Molecular function (GO): GTPase activator activity; guanyl-nucleotide exchange factor activity
Source: RefSeq, a predicted model, not a curated record